Messenger RNA from Mizuhopecten yessoensis (Yesso scallop), 1697 nucleotides. RefSeq names its product leucine-rich repeat protein SHOC-2-like. The transcript has a single exon. The annotation marks the transcript as partial. The record is from RefSeq and is a predicted model, not a curated record. Gene Ontology annotation, molecular function: protein binding. NCBI's taxonomy places the organism in Eukaryota, Metazoa, Mollusca, Bivalvia, Pectinida, Pectinidae.
AUGUCGAAAUCAGCUUUCAGCUCAGGAUAUUCUUCAUGGCGACAGAGACGCCAGUCACGUUCUAAGUCUCGAUCGCGGGGUCCAAUAUCACGACAGUCCCGUGUUCUGUACGAGGCCCCUCGCCUCCUCCGCCUACACAUCAAUUGUAACCACAAGGGAUAUGUGGAACUGAAUCUAUCAGGCCAGGGCUUAACCACUCUCCCACAGGACAUCUCUUAUUUUACACGUCUCGAGGUCCUGAAUGUAUCCCAUAAUUCCCUGAGUGAAAUUCCUGCAUCUCUUGCACGUCUCCGUGGACUACGGAUUCUCCUUUUACAGGAAAACAAGAUACAAUUGGUACCAGACACCCUUACAAACUGUUCCCACCUCACCGAGAUCAAUCUCACGAGAAACAAACUUUCGAAUCUUCCACGAAAUAUAGACUCCUUGAAGAAUCUUCGUAUUCUGAAACUAGGACAAAACGAAUUUGUGAGUCUACCUCAUGAUGUGGGACAGCUACAAAACCUGACUUAUCUUGAUCUUCAAAGAAACCGUAUUUGGUACCUGCCGUUUUCAAUGCAUGGUCUUCGAAAAUUGAAAUUCCUGAAUCUUGCGGACAACAAAUUUGAACACCUGCCCAUUCCUAUAUGUCAAGUCUCAUCUUUAAAACUGUUAAAUCUGAGAGGGAACAGUCUUAAGAGCUUAUCUCCUGAUUUCGAAUCUCUGAAAAAUCUCCGUGAGUUGAACUUGAGUUACAACAAAUUCGACACCAUACCUGUUAUUAUCUACAAAAUAAAAGAGCUUCGGUUCCUCAACAUUGCUGCCAAUGACAUCAAAUACAUUCAGCAUCACAUACAAGGCCUGCCAAACCUAAGCAUACUUCACAUACAGGGCAACAGGCUGUCAAACUUGCCAAACUCGUUCAAGAAUCUUCAAUACCUGAACAUGUCAAACAAUCACCUGUACAACGUUUCACUGGUGGGUAUGACACGACUGAAAAACCUCAACGCCAGCAACAACUUCCUGGAGAACAUUCCGAUGGGUGUCUACGCCUUGACAAAGCUGGAGAGUUUACGUCUAAGCAACAACCAAAUCAAGUAUGUGUCGCAGGACCUCGUCCAUCUGAAGAACUUGCGCGUCUUAGAUCUGGGUAAUAACAAGUUGGUCAGUUUCCCUCAGGUUAUCGACCAGAUGCAUCACCUUGACUACUUCAACGUGAAGGGAAACCAACUCAAACAUCGCAUCCUAUUACAGUACGGCGAGAUCCCGGCCAAUCAGGACGAUAUGAUGGGCAACCGUCACAUAUAUGCCAGCAAACGUAAUCCUCACCAGGAGAACAAUCGCUACUUGAACAAGUCAAAGAAACGUGACAAGUCGCCAAAUACGAGGUCGUCCACCAUCUUAGAUCUAAACGACUCCCAGGACCUUGAUGAACUCCUACUCAACGGUUUCUCACGGAAACACAUUGAAAACAACUCCGAGUCUGUCAUGUGGCGUGACAACAAAAACAAGGGAAAUAAGGUAGACAAAGAGCCGCUGAAAAACAUUCUAGAUCAUAUUGCACAUCUGGAAGCAGCCGAGGGGCACAAUGACACCUCCACACCCGAGGGCGAAACAGACUUUGGUCUCCUUGGGAUUUGUAACCAGUUGGAGAUGUUGUUAAACAAGCAGCUACUGCAGCCUGUACUGUCGAUGCGAGGGCCUUCCACAGGCAAAAG